This is a messenger RNA of Penicillium soppii, 1914 nucleotides long. It is a transcript of the gene ugd1, whose product is annotated as UDP-glucose dehydrogenase. Gene Ontology annotation, cellular component: nucleus; cytosol. Bases 1 to 1914 code for a protein of 637 amino acids. Gene Ontology annotation, molecular function: NAD binding; UDP-glucose 6-dehydrogenase activity. Gene Ontology annotation, biological process: glycosaminoglycan biosynthetic process; polysaccharide biosynthetic process. The transcript has 3 exons. The record is from RefSeq and is a predicted model, not a curated record. Lineage: Eukaryota; Fungi; Ascomycota; Eurotiomycetes; Eurotiales; Aspergillaceae.
AUGUCGUUGCUUCCUAUUUCAGAAGUCGACUCUGAGACUUUCAUUUCAGCUGAAGUGUCUACCGUCCCUACUACCCCUGAAGGAAGUCUCAAUGGCGGCACAGAUAAAGUCGACGCGGAGUCAAGCGGUACCAGGACGACUGUCUAUGACGCAGAUUCAGACUCUUCCAUAGAUCCACGACCAGUUCGAACUAUUUGUUGCGUUGGUGCAGGAUAUGUUGGUGGUCCAACUGCCGCCGUCCUCGCCUUUAAGAAUCCCCAAAUCCAGGUUACCGUCGUCGAUAAAGAUGAACGCCGGAUUCGAAGGUGGAACUCUCGACACCUACCCAUAUACGAGCCAGGUCUUGCGGAAAUUGUUCGAAUUUCACGAGAUGGGCUAUCAUCAAGCAAGGAGACAACGCCGACAAGCACCGAAGAUGACGUCGAUCAGCAGACCCAGUUAGAAAAUCCAGUUUCCUCAUCGGCUAGGGCGCCAAAUUUGUUUUUCUCUGCCAACGUGGCGAAGUGCAUUCGGGAAUCAGAUAUUGUCAUAAUUGCGGUGAACACCCCUACCAAGAUGCGUGGCGCAGGUGCCGGCAGUGCGACGGAUAUGACCGCGUUUGAAGCUGUGGCUGCAGAUGUCGUGCAACAUGCUAAAAAUGGCGCGGUAAUUGUGGAAAAAUCCACAGUCCCUUGCAGGACAGCACAGAUGAUACAGGAGAUUAUUGCUGUUCGCCGUCCUGAUGCACACUUCGAAAUUUUGUCUAACCCCGAAUUCCUCGCGGCUGGAACUGCCAUCCAGGACCUGUUGCAUCCAGACCGAGUGAUUAUCGGUUCCGCAACUACAGAACGCGGUCAAGCCGCAGCGGAGACUCUAGCUGGGGUGUAUGCGGGAUGGGUGGACCCAUCUCGCAUCAUCACUACUAACAUCUGGUCGUCCGAGCUCACCAAACUCGUGGCAAAUUCUAUGCUGGCCCAACGACUUAGCAGUAUCAACAGCAUUUCAGCAAUCUGUGAAGCCACAGGGGCCGAGAUCAAUGAAGUUUCCGCUUCCAUUGGAAUGGAUUCCCGGGUUGGCGACAAGUUCCUCCGCGCCGGCAUUGGAUUCGGCGGCAGCUGUUUCAAGAAGGAUGUCCUCAGUCUUGUCUAUCUCGCUGAGACCUUGGGGCUGAAGGAAGUUGGAGCAUACUGGCACCAAGUUGUCCUAAUGAACGAGUACCAACGCGACCGAUUUACUCGCCGUGUUAUCAAGUGCCUCAACAAUACCCUUGUCGGUAAGAAGAUCACUCUACUGGGAUAUGCCUUCAAAAAGAAUACAUCGGACACCCGCGAGGCCCCAGCCCUUGAGAUUAUUAAGAGUUUGCUUGAUGAGAAUCCCGGGGAGAUCGCUGUCUUCGACCCUUGUUGCAAUCCUUACGUUAUUGAAAGCGAGAUCCGUCAGCUGCAUGGUUACGGCCCCCCAGCUCUCAGCGAUGAUGGUGGUGCUGUGAAAGUUUACUCGGAUGCUUACGAGGCCUGUGCUUCAUCAAAUGCGAUUCUCAUCGUGACAGAGUUCGAUGAAUUUCGCAACAACGCGUCGGCUAAUAUCUCUCUUCCGCCAAGCCAAGAACCCUCCAAGGCUGUCCAAGAAAAGAUAAUUUCGGAGAUAGGUGGCGUGAGAGACCAUGCUUCUAUCUCUUAUAUCCAAGAUAAACUCAACGAUGAGCCCAAUUGCGCUGUCGACUGCCCAGACUGUCACCGAGAGAGCUGUAGCGACCCUGCUCCUCGCAAGCUUAGCGAGAGCAUGCCGAAGAAGCAGGUUGACUGGGAGAGGAUUGCGGAGAACAUGGGGACGCCCAAGUGGCUUUUCGAUGGGCGCUGUAUCAUUGACAUUAAGAAGAUGAGCAAGUUAGGCAUCAAGGUUGAGAGUAUUGGUUCAGCUGGUGAUGGAUUUUAA